UUGAUCCAGGAGAAGUUCUUCUCGCGAGAUCUGCUGUGUCCUCCAACGUCCGUGAUUUGACAGCAAGUCAGAAAAAAGGACAAGCGCUCUAAAAUCAUGGUUUUCGAGGAGAAGAUGAUUACAAACGGAGAGCCUGAAGACGAGGAAGAGGAGGAGGAAGAGGACAUGGUGGAUCCUAUUGAAACACUGCGACAGACGUGUGAAUCGAUGGACCACUGCGUUCACACUCGGGAGCGUUUGGAAAAGUGUGAAACCAGAGUUGGCUCUCGCUCGACAGAAGAGGAUUGUACUGAGGAGCUGUUUGACUUCCUUCAUGCUCGGGACCACUGCGUGUCUGACAAACUGUUUCAUUCUGUCAAAUGAAGCCUCUCCAGUUCAACCACUUGCUGAUGAUAUUCUUCAAGUAUGGUAUUAUCAGAAGAACAUGGUUUAAAUGCAUCCAUAUAUGAUCUGCUGUAAGUUAUUACUCUAAAAUGUGUACUUUAUCUGCUCAUGUGAAGUAUUUAACAAUCUAAUGUGAGUAAACAUUUCAUUAAACCUGAUUGAAAACCA
Cololabis saira (Pacific saury) is the source of this 552-nucleotide messenger RNA. RefSeq names its product cytochrome b-c1 complex subunit 6, mitochondrial (gene uqcrh). Gene Ontology annotation, biological process: mitochondrial electron transport, ubiquinol to cytochrome c. NCBI's taxonomy places the organism in Eukaryota, Metazoa, Chordata, Actinopteri, Beloniformes, Belonidae. The coding region runs from base 97 to 363 and encodes 88 amino acids. The transcript is spliced from 4 exons. The record is from RefSeq and is a predicted model, not a curated record.